This is a messenger RNA of Rhagoletis zephyria (snowberry fruit fly), 2054 nucleotides long. RefSeq names its product serine protease easter. Lineage: Eukaryota; Metazoa; Arthropoda; Insecta; Diptera; Tephritidae. The record is from RefSeq and is a predicted model, not a curated record. Gene Ontology annotation, biological process: proteolysis. Gene Ontology annotation, molecular function: serine-type endopeptidase activity.
CUGCGAAAAAAAUCGGCCUACCCUAAUACACAUAUUGGUAACAGCGCGUUUAUUCGUUUUCGUUUCGCUGCACUCAAUUCAGUCGCUCAAGUCAUCUCCUCCAUCAGUUUUACUGAUCAAAUCAUUGCUUGCUUGUAGCGACUGCCCGAUUCUUUAGUAUAUUUAUUAGCUCUGCUCUGUAUAAAAGUAGACUUUUACUUCAGCUGAGAUUUUAGUUGUGGCUCAGUGCUCUUCGCGGUAACAUUUGUAUAAUAUUGCGCUAAUCUGGUUUAGUUGCGUUAAAGACGAAGUGGCGAUAAGCGAUCGAUCGCAAGUGAUUUAGUGAACGCGUGCAAAGUCGAGUGGUGACUAAUAAACGUUUGCUAAAUAUUAGAGAAUUAUAUACAUAAAUAAUUACUUACAAUCGCAUAAAAUUUGGUUUAUAAUAAUAAAUGCGUAAAUGCUUUUGAAAAAAGCAGCAAACUUUGAAUAGCUAAACUUAAAAUCUGACUAACCGGUAUCAAAUUGAGGAGCUCAAAAUGUUAAGCGCUACCUUAUUCACUGUUUUAAGUGUGUUUUAUGCCAAAAUGGCUUGUGGACAAUAUUUCGAAACACAGACACAUCGCUGUUUCAAUCCCAAUCAACGGCCCGGCACUUGCGUCUCCAUUUACGACUGCCAGACAUUGGUGUCGGUGCUGCAACGCGGCUCAAUCCAGCCGAUCGACACCGAGUUUCUGCGCGCUUCCGAAUGCCGCGGGGGCUACGGCAGUGGCCCAUAUGUAUGCUGCACCGGCGAUACCGGUUUCACGCGCAACACUUACGAUGAUUAUAGCCUCCAGCCAAGCACCGUGCUCUUUCCCGCAGGUCCCAUCGAAGCGCGACAGCCACAACGGCACAGGCAAAGAGUAAGCGACUCCAACGGAGGUGGGCGUGCAUUUAAUAGCAUUGGCGGUGACGCAGGUGGCGGUAGUGGCAAACAGCCGAGAGAUGUGCCAGCUGGUGGACAGCUGUCGGAGUCGGCGGCGACAUUGCCGCGUUUGCCCACCUGCGGCGGAGUGACGAUAUCGAAUAAGAUAUACAGCGGCACAGAUACGGAUCUGUAUGAGUUCCCUUGGAUGGUGCUGCUCGAAUACAAUCGACGAUCUGGCGGCUUGUCAACCAACUGUGCUGGCUCACUUAUAAAUAAUCGAUAUGUGCUAACGGCGGCACACUGUGUGAAAGGUGCCAUUGAGAAGCAAAUCGGAACACUUAACGCAGUACGAUUGGGCGAGUACGAUACUACCAGGCAAGUGGAUUGCAAUCAGUAUUCCUGUGCCCCCUCAGCCUUGCGCGUUGGCAUCGAAGAGACUAUUCCACAUGAGCAAUACCGCGAUAAUUCGGCCAAUAAAGAGAAUGACAUCGCACUGAUACGCCUCGAUCAGGAGAUACGCUUCUCUGACUCCAUACGGCCCAUUUGCUUGCCGUCGGCGGUGAAGCGGGAGCGAUCGGCGCCGAUUAGCGGUACUUUGUACACUGUCGCUGGCUGGGGUCGCACGCUGCGCAGUCCGAAGAGUGCCACCAAACAGAAAUUGCAAAUACCAUUGGUCGAUUUGGAGCAAUGCCAGCGAAAGUAUCGGGAGCGAAAGGUGAACGUGGUGAAAAGUCACAUCUGCGCGGGUGGUGUUUAUGCCGAGGACAGCUGUGAGGGUGAUUCGGGUGGUCCGUUGAUGCGUUUCCGGAAUGAUGCCUGGGUGUUGGAGGGCAUCGUGUCGUUCGGCUACAAAUGCGGGCUGAGCGGUUGGCCGGCGGUACACACACGUGUGGCGCAAUUUGAUGACUGGAUACGGCGCAAUAUACGGAAUUAGAGGAAUGUUAAGGCAGCUAUUUAGAUUUAAAAUAAUUGUUUGAUGCUUUUAGUACAUAGUAAUUUAUGUUGAAUUGUGAUCUUGCCAUUAGUUAUUAAUUUCCGAAUACGCCAUGAACUGCACCACAUACUUGUAUACUCACUCGUACCACAUUUUUCAUCACCCUAAUAGUCAAAACGACAAUUUCAUUGGUAAAUAUGUAUUUAUGUAAAUAAAGGUUAAUACAACUUU